Molecule: messenger RNA, 1400 nt
Organism: Xenopus laevis (African clawed frog)
Lineage: Eukaryota; Metazoa; Chordata; Amphibia; Anura; Pipidae
Gene: gpr27.S
Product: G protein-coupled receptor 27 S homeolog
Exons: 1
Coding region: 180-1292 (370 amino acids)
Biological process (GO): G protein-coupled receptor signaling pathway; signal transduction
Cellular component (GO): plasma membrane; membrane
Molecular function (GO): G protein-coupled receptor activity
Source: RefSeq, a predicted model, not a curated record
CAGAGCAGUGUAAUUAGUCAGAGGAGAGCCCCAGUCGGUGACAGACAGAUCAGCAGCCCAUCCCCAGGCGCAGGAGACACAGUCGCGCAUACAUUACAGGGCUUUGUGCUACUCGCUGCGCCCGCGACUCUGCUGCACAUGUUGUGCGAGGGAUCCGCUCCCAGUCUGCCGCUGUGCCCAUGGCUGGACGUGAUUUGGAGAAGAGCAACGCGUCCUUCCUCCCCACGGACAUUCCCACGGUGUCGGUGGCCAAACUGGCGUCUCUGGGGCUGAUCGCGUGCGUCAGUCUGGCCGGCAAUUUGCUCUUCGCUUUCAUCGCUCUGAAGGACAAGAGCCUGCGCCGGGCUCCCUAUUACCUGAUGUUGGACCUGUGCCUGGGGGAUCUGAUCCGCUCUCUGCUUUGUUUCCCUCUGGUGCUCAAGUCCAUCAGCAGCGGAUCCCAGUGGAGCUACAGCAAGUGGAGCUGCAGAAUGAUGGCCUUUGGGGCGGUGUUGCUUUGCUUCCAUGCCGCCUUCAUGCUGCUCUCCAUCAGCCUCACCAGGUACAUGGCCAUAGCCCACCAUAGGUUCUACUGUAAGAGAAUGACGGGCUGGGCUUGUGCCAUUGUCAUCUCCAUGGCCUGGAUCCUCUCCACCGCUAUGGCCUUGCCUCCAGUGUUUGAGCUGGGCACCUACAAGUUCAUCAGGGAGGAGGAGCAGUGCACCUUUGAGCACCGCUAUGUCAAGGCCAACGACAGCCUGGGCUUCUUGCUCAUGUUGCUCUUCAUUGUGGGGGCCACACAUUUUAUCUACAUGAAACUGCUCUUCUUCAUUUACGACCACCGAAAAAUGAAACCAGCCCAGUUGACCCCAGCCAUCAGCCAGAACUGGAGCUUCCAUGGACCUGGAGCAGCAGGACAGGCAGCUGCCAAUUGGAUCGCAGGGUUCGGCAGGGGCCCCACUCCCCCCACCUUGGUAGGUAUGAGACAGAGCACCCAGGGCCACAUUAAGAGAUUGGUGGUGCUGGAAGAAUUCAAGCAAGAAAAGAGGCUCUGCAAGAUGUUCUAUGUCAUCACCUUGCUCUUCUUGCUCUUCUGGGCCCCUUACCUGCUGGCUUGUUAUCUAAGGAUCUUUCUGAAAUCAGCCAGCUUGCCCCAGGGCUACCUCACAGUGUCAGUGUGGCUGACGUUCGCCCAGGCAGGGGUUAACCCUAUUGUCUGCCUCCUGCUGAACAAAGAAGUGAGAACCUCUCUGAGAGCCUUCAUCCCCUGUAAGAGCACCCAGACCCAAAGGGAUCCCUAUAUUGACACAUGACCCUGUCACUACUAAUAUUGCUCCAAUUACAUCACGUGGCUUUAGUUUCCUAGAAUUUAAAGGGAUACUGUCAUGGGAAAAAAUUUUUUUUUCAAAACGAAUCAGUUA